AUGACUUCGUUACAUAAUCCUGUUGGAGAGGCAUCGAGUACAUAUCAGGAACCAGCUGGGGCAUCUAGCUACUAUAGUGUACCGCACCUGCACCAGCCAAUGAUGGAUAAUUCUAUAGCGAGCUCAAAUCAAGCUACUCCUUAUUAUGAGCAGCGACAAAUUAAUGACAAUCAGUCUUCUGUCACACCUAAUCAAGGCUACUACAACGAUCAGCCAACAUAUGAAUCACAUCAACAAAGUCCAGCGAACGAUGUGCAGCAGUCUUCAACUACUGAGCAGCCAUUUUACGUCAACGCAAAACAAUAUCAUCGUAUCUUGAAAAGACGUAUAGCGAGGGCAAAGUUAGAAGAGAAUUUAAAAAUAGCUAGAACCAGAAAACCAUACUUACACGAAUCAAGGCAUAAGCAUGCAAUGAGAAGGCCAAGAGGUCAAGGUGGUAGGUUCUUGACGGCAGCUGAGAUCGCAGAAAAGGAAAGACAGGAAAAGUUGAAAGAGCUCGAGGAUAAAAAAAAUGAAGAAACGAAUUCUAAGGACCCAAACUUGAAUGACGAAGAACAGACAACAAUAAAUGAUAAAUCUUAUGCUAUCAAGAGUGAGCAGAAGGAUUCAAGUAGCUUUGAUCGCGGGCCCAAUAAUGGUGAGGAUGAUUCCAUUUUUCAAAAUUUGAUUAAUGAAACAGGGAAUAAUGAAGAUUGA
Molecule: messenger RNA, 696 nt
Organism: Priceomyces carsonii
Lineage: Eukaryota; Fungi; Ascomycota; Pichiomycetes; Serinales; Debaryomycetaceae
Gene: HAP2
Product: Hap2p
Exons: 1
Coding region: 1-696 (231 amino acids)
Biological process (GO): regulation of transcription by RNA polymerase II
Cellular component (GO): CCAAT-binding factor complex
Molecular function (GO): DNA binding; DNA-binding transcription factor activity, RNA polymerase II-specific
Source: RefSeq, a predicted model, not a curated record